Molecule: messenger RNA, 1074 nt
Organism: Phacochoerus africanus (Common warthog)
Lineage: Eukaryota; Metazoa; Chordata; Mammalia; Artiodactyla; Suidae
Product: formin-like protein 5
Exons: 2
Coding region: 1-1074 (357 amino acids)
Source: RefSeq, a predicted model, not a curated record
AUGACGUCUCUCUCACCCUCACCUCCCAGCCCACCUUUUCCACCCCCAAUUUUGAAUGGUGGUGAGGGAGGAAAGCAAGGGAAGUCCAUAGAGACCUGGUAUGGGGGAAUUUUAGAAGGUAUUCCCAGAUGCCUGACUGGUUGUAGUCACCCCACCCCGAUACGGGUCUCCAGUCAAUGGCAGCUGCCCCCUACCCCCCACCCCCCGUCCCGACACACCUUCAGAAAUACAGGUCCUUUUCCUGUUUCUCGUUUUUCUCAAGCCUCUCCUCUUACAGAUCCACCCUGUGGCUUGAAAUCUCCAGACCUACUGCGCAGACAGAGACUCUGGCAUCAGAGGACCCUGUGGGAAGGGACAGCACCGGGACCACAGAACCCCACAGGCCCCUUUCCAGAACCAGGGCCAGGGGCAGCGCCCGCUCCCACUCACCCCUUCUGCACCUAUCUCAAACCCCCUGCACCCCUCCGCCAUUUCUGUCGCAGCAGCCUCCCCCACAGCCCUCUUCCCCCACAGGAACCUCUGGGGAUCUGGUGCGGGAGCCCUGGAAGUCCACCGGGGAGCGGCAGCUCAGUUCGCCUCCCUAGGACCCCAGGGAACCUCAGCGGACAGAACCCGCGACUCCGGCCCGCUCCGCGUCGGUCGUCGCCUCCUCUGCGCCAGGGGUCCCCCGGCGCUGCGCACCUCUCCCAGGGACCCGCUCCGACCAGGUCGCCUCCCCCUCGCCAGGCGGCCGGGGUCCGCGGGGCUCAGGGCCCGGGUGGUCGGCCUCCCCCUCUUGUCGCAGCUGCUCACUCGGAUUCCCACCGCUCUCCGUGCGCUCAGAAUGCCAAAGAGGCGUCCCGCCCCCCGCGCCGCUGCGCCAAACCGGCCAGGGGCUGCGCAGGCUGCGGCACCAACCGCUCGCGGCGAGGGUGUCGGGAAGGGGGGCGGAGGGAUACGGCACGAAUGGGCUCGGCGCCCCCUCCCAGGCCCACCGUAGUUCCGACCCAGAGGGGGCGGGGCCGGGAGGAGCCCCAGGCGGAGGGGCGGGGCCUCGCCAGCCCGCCCAGCCAGCGCUCCCCGCCGCCCCCCUAG